AUGGCUGUCAAUGGUAUUUUUACUUAUGAAGAUCUUUAUGCAGGUAAAUUUCAAGAUUAUCAUCGUAGACUUAUUCCUCAAGUAUCAUCUUCUUUCACAUCGAAUCAACAUUCGCUUGUAUUGAAUAUCAUAACAACCACAACAACAACAUCUGUUUCUACUUCACAUUUUUCAAAAUUGAUUUCAUCAACAGAAAUAGAAUCAAAUAUAAAACUAAAUAAACUCACGGAUGUUAUUCCCUUUAUCUAUUUUUAUUGGCUUCUUCUAUUACUUGCUAUUUUUCUAACAUUUGCAUUGCUAAUUAUUUUCAUUUGUUAUUGUCAUAAUUGUUUUAAGAAUUAUAGAACCCGCAGAGAAUCAUUAUCAAGCUUCUAUCAAUAUCGAACAACAAAUCAACGUGUAACCCCAUGUGAUAAGUAUCAACGAACAGCAUCAUCAGUCCAUUUUUUACUUACACCCCCAUGCCCAUCAAAAUCAUUAGAAUGUCUUAAUAAUCAACUUCAUCGACAAGAUCUUGAUAUUACUGAUUCUCCACAGAUUGCACGUUUUGAUAAGUAUCGUAAUGAGUCUUUAAGUACAUUCGCAAGUUCCGCAUCAUAUUUACCGUCCGUAUUGCAAAGUCGUUUAAGUACUCGUUCAAUGGAUCCAUCAUUAAAAAUGGAACAAUUGUAUGAAUCACAACGUGUCAGCAUGACAGUGGAUGAUGAACGCAACGAAGAUUCAUCAAUUAUUGAUAUCAAUUAG
Rotaria sp. Silwood1 is the source of this 744-nucleotide messenger RNA. Lineage: Eukaryota; Metazoa; Rotifera; Eurotatoria; Philodinida; Philodinidae. The record is from the annotation of a GenBank genome assembly.